CGUUGAAUUUGUAGAACAACAGGAGAUGUAGAAUUGUGAUCUUGGCCUGGAUGGAAAUGACAUAAUGACAGGUGCCGGGCAGGGGAAAGAUACUACUACUUUUGUCUUUGCUGAAAUGCAGUUGCUUAGGGACCUAGAUGGGGAGAUGGAGGAGUUUGCUGCUGAGGAUACAGGAGAAGUGCUGGUUGAUGUUUCUGAGAAGACAAGGGCUGAGGUUAUUGACAAUCUUCCUGAUGAUAUUAUGCCUGACUUUAGCAACUUCGGAGUAACUGAUAAAAGUCAAGUGGCUGGGAAAGAGACAGGGAAGAUAGGCAAAAAGCAGAAGACAUAUGGGCCUGUCCAAGCUUCCAGGAAGAGUUCAAGAGAGGAUAUCUCACAACCAAUGGUGGACAGGGCGGUGUUGCUCAAGAUGAAGCAGAAUCUGGAGCUACCAAAAAGUAUGAAAGGUGAUGGGGAUGGUGUCCAGGUAUCUAAGGGAUUGGACAAAACCAUUUCCAGAACUGCAAUCGGGCGCGGCAAGGGCCUUUCAGGAUUGGCUGUGGGUGAUUCUGAAAGCACCGUUUGCCCUGGAGCCGGACUGAACAACUGCAAGAGCUGGCUGGGACAUCUGUCAUGGAGGGAAGCGACUAGGAUCGCAACGCAUGGAGGACAUACGACGCUGGCCUACAAGAUGAAACACCCUGAAGAGGCGAACUCCAUCCAGGUGGUCUUCUCGGGCCUGCGACUGGUAUAUUGCCUUGUAAGGAAGUGGCAGUCUGCUCCAAGUGGGGUUGUAAGCUGA
This is a messenger RNA of Aegilops tauschii subsp. strangulata, 781 nucleotides long. RefSeq lists its product as uncharacterized. NCBI's taxonomy places the organism in Eukaryota, Viridiplantae, Streptophyta, Magnoliopsida, Poales, Poaceae. The record is from RefSeq and is a predicted model, not a curated record.